Branchiostoma belcheri (Belcher's lancelet) is the source of this 2346-nucleotide messenger RNA. Its product is annotated as BICD family-like cargo adapter 1. Bases 332 to 2251 code for a protein of 639 amino acids. Lineage: Eukaryota; Metazoa; Chordata; Leptocardii; Amphioxiformes; Branchiostomatidae. Gene Ontology annotation, biological process: Golgi to secretory granule transport; vesicle transport along microtubule. The transcript has 15 exons. The record is from RefSeq and is a predicted model, not a curated record.
CACCAAUCAGCGCGCCGCAUAUUUCCUGGCUAAAUCAGGACACAGGUGGUUGUAGAAAAACGUCACCGGUGUAAACAUGGCAGUUCCUGGUGUUGGGAAAAAAAAACACGUAAAAAUGUUAUCUCUGCAAUUUUCGUCCCCUUUUUGACUGUCUGGCGAUUCUGAGAAGCCUGAGAGAGAAUCAGGAAGGCGCGGAAAGGGACAGGUGUGUUUUUGACAGGUGUGUUUCCGCGUAUUUCUGUCCAGGUGUGAGAGGGUCAAGACACUGUAACGUUACCUCAGGGUCCCCGCGAACACAGGACACACGUUCCGACAACGACGGGGAACCACCAUGUACGCGUGUGGCGUAGAGUGGCGCUCAGAACUGGACCUGUCCGAUAAGAUGCGGUCGCCGAUCUCGACACCGAUCGACUCAGACGACAUCUUCCUCCACUCGUUCGAGAUGGCCCUGGAGCGACAGAACGCGCUGAACGACUCGGGUAGAACGGUUGAUCCAGAGGAUCUGUACGCGCAGAUAGAACAAAAAGAGAAAGACUUGGUUUUAGCCGCGGAACUGGGAAAAGCGCUAUUAGAACAGAAUGAGGAACUGAAUAGGAAAGUGGAAAAGUUACAGGAGGACUUCAGCGAAAAAGUGGAGUUGUUGGAACAGGAGAAAUACGAGCAGAAACAGAAGCUGGACAGACUACAGGGGGAGUACGAGAGUCGACUGGCCGAUAUAGAAAACGACAUGACACAGUAUCAGUCUGCAGCGAGAGAUGCGCAGAGUAACCUGAGAGCCGUGGAGCGGGAGAAACUAGACGUGAUCGCCGACCUGUCCGAUCAGAACCAGAGACUAACAGAACAGCUUGGCAGGGCAUGUGAGUCAGAGAAGCAGCUGUCGUCCCAGCUCCAGGGUCUGAGAGAACAGUGUAAGGAACGGAACACCUCAGCAUCAGACCACAUGUACCAGGUCGACAGUCUUAACGCUGAGGUGAAGGUAUUACGUGAGCGUAACUCCGACCUGGAGAGAAGGUUGUCAGAUCUUGCGGAGGAGCGAGACGGUUUAGAGUCUACGCUGGACGCGUCGCACGAACGGAUCAUGCUGCUGGAGAGACAGAAACAGGAGAUGGAACACAAGCUGUGCCAGCAGCAGAGAGACCUGAGCGAGCUGCAGCAGUCCCAGAACCACCUGCAGGCCCGCGUGGACACGCUGCAGAGCUCGUACGGCUCGGGUUGUCACGGUAACGACCAGUCCCUGUACAGGGAGAUGGGCGACCUUGGGGCCAGCCUCAGCAGCUCCAUGAUGACCUUAGAUACUGCGGACAUGAACCUGGCCACGGGCAUCGGCCAUCAGCGUUUCCAUGACGAUGACAUAGAGGAGGAUUUUGACGGCGACCUGUUCUACGCGGACAUGAGUCACGACCGGCGCUCCCUGCAGCGCUCCAUGUCACACAGGGAGGAGGACGAACUGCACAAGGAGCCACAGCUAGAUUAUGUCAUGCUAGAAGCGUCCUACGGAAUCCUUUGUGUCAAACUCUCCCAGCUGCGUAAUGACGUGUUAGAGGCGUACGGUCAGCUGCAGGACCUGUGCAGCGCACUGCGGGACCGGACAGACGCAGACGGCAGCAGCAGCCGCGUCGAGGAGGCUGCAGAAAUCCUGCAGUCCGACGACCUCCGACCCGGUGACCUGCUCAAGGUCAUCGAGACCUUGAGACAUUACGUGGACGCCAUGUUGGAGCGAGAGAGGGCAGCGUUACAGGAGAAGUCUGAGAGAGAAGGUUACGCAGGCUCCGUGGAGCGGCUGCAGACAGAGCUGCAGUCAGCAACCCUGCAGCUACAGGAACUGCAGCAGGACAUGGAGGAGAGGGAGGGGGACAUCAGGGACAAGGAGCAGGAACUCGACGACUUAAGAUCUAAGGUGGUGCAGCAGGAGAAGCACAUCUCGGCUCUGCGUGAGGAGCGGGAGAUGAUGACAGGAGGAGACGAGGCGUUACUCCAGGCACUUAAAGACAGAGACAGUGCUAUCGAGAAACAAAACUCGAUGGAGGUUGAACUUGCGAAGGCGAAGAUUGACGUGAUGAACCUGGACAGUCAGCUGCUGGAGGCCAUUCAGCAGAAAAUCAGCCUCAGUCAGCAGCUAGAGGACUGGCAGGUGGACAUGCACACGCUGCUGAACAAGAAGGUUCGAGCGGAGCUUCAGAGCGAAGAACAGUCGUCCAAAAACAGCAGCAGCAACGGGAACGGUCGGCGCAAAUUCAGCCUCUGGCAUUGAGGAACACUCGCAGGGCCACACCAAUGCAGCUGCCUGGUUCUCGGACAUCUUCAGCAAAAAAAUAACUAAAAGCAGUAAAAAAUGGAGGGAUGGAA